Symbiodinium necroappetens is the source of this 1597-nucleotide messenger RNA. NCBI's taxonomy places the organism in Eukaryota, Dinophyceae, Suessiales, Symbiodiniaceae. The record is from the annotation of a GenBank genome assembly.
GAGAUUGACAAGCAAAUUCAACUGCGAGACCAUGCCGGGACCUUACAUGCAUCAUGGACGCAAUCUCACAUGUCCAUCUUCGCAGACGACAAACAUUGUUUUUGGGAUAUCCAGUCGUGCUAUGCCUUUGAACGAGCUCUACGACAAAUCAGGAUUGUAAUCGAUGUCAUUUCGAGCUCAGGCAUGGUGAUCAACUUCCAGAAAUCAAUGGCCGUCCUCGCGCUGAAGGGCACCCAGGCGCAGCAAAUCAUCAAACGGCAUACAAAGCAAUGGAAUGGUGAUAAAUGCUUGGUGCUGCGCAGUGAGGACAAUGACAUCCGCAUUCCUAUAGUGCCAAACCUGACGUAUCUGGGGGUUGUCUUAAACUAUGGCCAGUUUGAGCAGGCCACGGCCAAAUAUCGAUGCACGCAGGCCAACGUCAGCUUCGCGCAGCUCAAGAAUGUGCUGAGGGUAAAUGGCGUCCUCAACAAGGCGCAGAGACUCAGAGUGUACAAAGCAUGUGUGUGGCCCUCCCUUCUUUAUGGCAUAAGUGCGGUAGGAGUCACUCACGCAGCCCUUCGUGCUCUACAAAGCACUGCGGCUCAGCACUUACGCAAAAUCCUGCGCGUUCAUGAGAAGGGCCACACAAACAACUCCAUCCUCGAGCAGGCGGACUUGAUUCCACUUCAGCACAUCAUACAACGCCUGGACAAACAGGCCGGGACCCUGAAGCAGGAUGUUAGCCGACAUGCAGAGCUUCGAUGUCGGGAAGAGCGUCGAUUGCAACAAAUAAUCGAGCAGGUACAGAUUCUGCAGGCGCAUGGCCCAACGCAGGCUUUGACACAGGCAGAUACGGGUUCCAUUGCCCAGAUCCCGUGCCCGGUCUGCGGAGUGUACUUCGGCACUGCGGAAGGUCAGAGCAUCGAUCAACUACUCGAGGAGAUCUACCAGGAAGAAUUACGAGAUCCUCCACAACCACCGGUGGGCAAUGAGCAGUCAGCAUCAAAGGCCAGCCAUGGCGAGGUAUGGAAACAUGUGCAACUUCAUGCGCGCACGAAGGCCAAAAACACCAAAGAGCACACCGUGAAAUGCCCGAUGCUGUUCCAGGAACCCAAGUCCGAGCUCAUUGCAGCCAAUGAUCUGGGAAAGGCCGCGACAGUCUCAUCUUUGCAGAUCCGAACCAUUGCCGGCAUGCAGCAGGCCAGGCAGCGCACUGGUACCAUCAAGGACUUCUUCGGGCGACGGCCAGUGCCCCAUCAAGUGCCCCCAGCAGCGCAUCGACCCUGGUAUUGUCGUCUCAGGCUGGACAAUCCCUCCUCGCUCUGCUACGCCAACGCGGGCGUCUUACUCCUGGUGCAUGGGUCAAGCCAACUCUGUAACUACCCGGAGGAGCUGAAGUUCCUUCGAGCAGUUGGGCGCAACGCAGCUGAGCGGGAUGUCACCCUGCUGCUGCCUCGGAUGCAUGGCUUACGCAAGCUAGCUCCACAAUGGGAGUUCGGCGCGGAACAGAAGGAUGCGGCUGAGCUUUUGCGUGUGAUGUUCACGCAACUUCCUGAUCUGCAGGUGGUGUGGGACACUCGCACCAACGCAGAAGAAGGAGUGCGCCUCCGGGUACAAG